Molecule: messenger RNA, 2675 nt
Organism: Spinacia oleracea (spinach)
Lineage: Eukaryota; Viridiplantae; Streptophyta; Magnoliopsida; Caryophyllales; Amaranthaceae
Product: UPF0481 protein At3g47200-like
Exons: 2
Coding region: 394-1713 (439 amino acids)
Source: RefSeq, a predicted model, not a curated record
ACAAAUAAAGCUUCUCACUUGUCUUAGUAAUCCAAAACCCACGAAAUUUCCAAGCCCCUUUUUCCAAAUUGUCUCAUUUAUUUAAUUUUUUAUUUGGGUAUUUUUUUUACAUUUAAUAAAGAUAUUUUGGGGGUUUUUGAUAAUAAAACAUGUGAUUAUUCCAAAAUUAUACCAAUCUCCCUAAAUCCAACAAAACACCCCCAUUUCUCCAUCUCUCUCUCUUCUUUUUGCAAACAUACUUUCCCACCACUUUUUUCUCACCAGCUCCCCAUCUCAUUACGCUUAAUCACAUCACUAAUCCAGAUCUCAUGCAUCAUUAAUUACCCUCUUAAUUCAUUGAUUUUGGAGCUUGCAUCAUUAAUUAAUUGAUCCAUGCUGCUUCAACCUUAACUCAUGAGCUCCAAAACUCCCAAAAAGAGAAAAAGGGUACCAAUUGGGAAGAUGGAAGAUGGAAUUCAUCAAUUGGCUAAAUCAAUAAGAAAAAGAUUUGAUGAAUUACCCCCUCUUUCUUCCAAAUGUUGCAUCUAUAGAGUCCCUAGAACACUAAGAAAUGUCAAUUUAAGUGCCUAUAAACCUUGGCUUAUUUCAAUUGGGCCCCUCCAUUAUGGCACGAAAAGUUUACAAGGGUUACAAGAGCAAAAAUUAAGGUAUCUCCAAAACUUUCUUAGGAGAAAUGAGGAGAAAACACUUAAAGACUAUCUUAAAGCUAUAAAAGAAUGGGAGAUUGAUGCAAGGGAGUGCUACAUUGAGAAUAUUACUUUGAGUAGUGAUGAGUUUGUGGAAAUGAUGUUACUUGACUCUUGUUUUAUUAUCGAGUUUUUCUUGAAUUGGUAUUGGGAGACGUUGGAUGAGGAUGACCGUAUUUUUGGUAAGCCGUCCUUGGAACAUGUUAUUAGGCGCGACUUAUUGUUAGUCGAGAAUCAACUCCCAUUUUUCGUCCUAGAAAAUUUAUAUGAUCUCGUCUUUGAAGACGAUGAUGAGUCUUCUGAGAGCUCUAUCCCUUUCAGUGACCUUACUUCCGAGGUUUUAAUAGGGAAAAGAGAGCUUCCGAAGAGGUUCAAAAGGCGUGAAAUCUUACAUUUUGUUGAUUUCUUGAGAACUUAUUUUCUCCCUAGAGUUGUUAGAGACCCAAAUUACGUCCCAUCACGUGUUGACGCGUGUUGGGAGUUUCCUCCCGGUGUAGGGGAUCUCCAUGACGCAGGGGUGAAAUUUGUAGUAAAUAGAAGUGAUUCUUUGCUUGAUAUAGAGUUCAAAGACGGGGUUUUGUACAUUCCGAAAUUAGAGGUGGAAGAUCAUACAGAGUCUAUUCUGUUAAACUUAUCAGUGUUUGAGCAAUGCCAUUACCAUUCCGAUUCCUACAUUGUGGAUUAUAUCCUUUUGAUGGAUGUACUGAUUACUACACUUAAGGAUGUUGAUAUUCUUCUAAGUAGUGGGAUUAUAACAAAUGCGUUGGGCAACAAUGAAGAGGUUGCUCACCUGUUUAACACCAUUUGCAGAGAAACAAACUAUGAAGCUCACAAAUUCUAUUACACUGAUAUAUGUAGGCGACUGGUUGCGCAUUCAAAAGCGCCUUGGAAUAGAUGGAAGGCUACUUUGAAACAUGAUUACUUCAACAAUCCUUGGACUAUCAUUUCAGUAAUUGCUGCUAUUGUAUUGCUUAUUCUUACUGUCGUACAAACUGCUUGUACUGUUAUUGCUUUUAAACGUCACUGAUGUAUCUUCUUGCACUCUUUACACAGGGAGUUUUUACUGCAUUGCUGGACAUGUAUAUGUCAACAAACUUUUAGUACAAUCAUGUUUGGUCAUUGUUCCUAGAGACUCAUCUUUUCCCUUGUUUCCUUUAUUGUUAUCACUGUAAAAUAUGGUUUUAUAUGGGCGGGUGGGUUUUUGAGUAUUUGUUUAACAAGGCUGCAGGAUUAGUUGAGUUGAGAAGAAGAACAACUGAACAAGGCUAUGGCUAUGAUAUUGUAUGAUCCAAUAAUGUCAUUGGUUGCUGACUCCUAUAGUUUCUUCCAAUGAGAAGGGGAAGGGUGGCUGAUUUGGGAGGCAGGGCUGGUGGCAGCAGGCGUUGGAGGGUGAAUUACUUAAUUUUCAAAAGAAAUACAUGUUGCCUAGGAAGAAGACCAACUUGAGAGAUAUAGCCUCUCAGUCCUGAAUUAUGGGUGUUUGAGCAAUGCCGAUAAGUUAAUAGAAGCGAUUUUUUGGUUGAUAAAGAGUUGAAAGAUGAAGUUAAUUUCCCUAAGUUAGAGGAGGGAAACAUACUAUUCUCCUAAAUUUAUCAGUGUCUGAGAAAUGUCGUUAUACUUCAGAUUCUUACAUUGUGGAUUAUGUCCUUUGAUGGAUGUCCUAAUACUACUACCCUGAGGAAGUGUCCCAUCUGUGGAACAAACUAAUCAGUUCAUAAUCAUAUAGCUAACUAGAUUAUAAUCAGGAUAUGAUAUUCUUCUAAGCAGUGGGAUCAUAUCAAGUUCCCUAGGCAACAAUGGUGCGGUGGUCUACCUGUUUCAAUCCAUCUGCAGAGAAACAAACUAUGAAGCUCACUCAGACGAUCCUUUGGACUAUUAUUACUACUUCAGUCAUUGCCUGCUAUUGUAUUGCUCGUUCUUACUGUCGUACAAAUUGCUUGUACUGUUAUUGCUUUUAAACUGUUUGUGUUCUAUCGUCUUUACAUACAA